AUGGAGCCGAUGGGCGGAGCGAGGCCGGGCGCGGCGGGCGAUGGGCGGGGACCUGGGCACAGCGCUCCCCACUUGGUUAUGCCUCAGGGUGGGUCACCCCAGAAGACGCCGCCGCCGAAGCUCAGACCCGCCUUUGUGAGUAUGAAUUCUCCAAUGUUUAUUAAGGCCAGAGUGUUGGCUAAAAGAUUUCCCACAUUCACUGCAUUUUUAAGGCCUUUCUCCAGCGUGAACUCUCUUGUGCACAUUAAGCAGAGAGCGACUGCUAAAGAAUUUCCCACAUUCACUGCAUUCGUAAGGCCUUUCUCCAGUGUGAAUUCUCUUGUGCACAACAAGGUGGGAGCUUCUGCUGUAGGCUUUUCCACAUACGUUGCACUCAUAAGGCCUUUCUCCAGUGUGAACUCUCUGGUGAAGAAAGAGGCUGGAACUAUGGCUAAACGAUUUCCCACAUUCCACACACUCAUAAGGCUUUGCUCCUGUGUGAAGUCUCUGGUGGUCAGUAAGACCAGAACACUGCCUAAAGGUUUUCCCACAAUCAUUGCACUCAUAAGGCCUUUCUCCAGUUUGAAUUCUUUGGUGUUUUAUGAGGAUGGAGCUUUCACUAAAGGACUUCCCACAUUCAACACAUUCAUGAGGACUGGCUCCUGUGUGAUGGUUCUGGUGUUGAGAAAGAUUAAAUUUGCAGGUGAAGGCUUUCCCACAUUCGCUGCACUCAAAAGGCCUUUCUACACUGUGAACUCUCUGGUGUCUGCUAAGUGA
Orycteropus afer afer is the source of this 756-nucleotide messenger RNA. NCBI's taxonomy places the organism in Eukaryota, Metazoa, Chordata, Mammalia, Tubulidentata, Orycteropodidae. The record is from RefSeq and is a predicted model, not a curated record.